Messenger RNA from Ictalurus punctatus (channel catfish), 5220 nucleotides. It is a transcript of the gene zdhhc5b, whose product is annotated as zinc finger DHHC-type palmitoyltransferase 5b. NCBI's taxonomy places the organism in Eukaryota, Metazoa, Chordata, Actinopteri, Siluriformes, Ictaluridae. Gene Ontology annotation, biological process: protein palmitoylation. The coding region runs from base 1682 to 3649 and encodes 655 amino acids. The record is from RefSeq and is a predicted model, not a curated record. The transcript has 12 exons. Gene Ontology annotation, molecular function: palmitoyltransferase activity.
UGGGAAGUUGAGGCGGUAAGGAGUUAACUCAGGGGAGCGGGCAUCAGAGACGUUUACACACACACACACUCACACACACACACACGCUGGAGCUUUCACGCUAUUCCCUCACACACCAUCCAGGUACGUUAUAAUCACUUUAUAAUGCUUACAGAAGGUAUCGAUUUGUCAGGGAAAGCAGUAAACUCCACUAUACUCUCUGGACUGACAUUACAGCGAUAAGUCUCGGCACUGCAGAUGUAACAUUAGCUAGCUGGCUAAUCCUCUAACCUGAAAUGUUUAGUGUUUUGUUUUGGACAUAAACUCGUGAGGUGACGCGUAGAAAACACGUCGAAGACCUGCUCAAGCUUAAGCUACUUUACUACACGGAUGAAAACAACAAGAGGAUUUAAGCGUCCGUCUGUCAGUCGCUAAACUAGCUGGCUGAAACUAGCUAGCCGAGUCAGAAAUAUUGGCCUACGCUGAAAGACCUUAAGCUCUAACUCUUAGCUCCGAAUAAAGCCCUGCUGGACACACUGAAACCGUUGGACCUGCGGCCCGCUUGUAGGACGACGAGAGGAGAGAGGGGGGGGGAAAGGGGGGGAGCCGUUCCGGAAAUGCUCAUAAACUCCAUUCUUUUUUGUUUCCCGUAAAACAAAGAGAGGCCUGAUGGCUCGCAAAACAGAGCUAGAAUGCUUUUGGACUCGCACGGGCACCAUGACGUACGCACUCGCCCCAGUGGAGACACACACAGGCGAGGGAGUCGCGUGCGUACGUACAGCCCUCUGAAGGACUCCGGACCUCGCCGUCUUCAUAUGGAUACUGACGUACUCGAGCGCUCGCGAUAUUUCUAUACAAAGAGACCAUUUUUUGUUUUUUCCCCCAGAAGUAUGAGCUGUCAUUUAGGCCAGAAGACCACAAGAGCUCCAUUUCCGUCCGUGUUCAUAAUUACGGUCUUUUAUUAGACGGACCGUCCCAGCGGGGCGCCGGGGCUCCUGCAGAGUCUGUGGCAGAUUUUUCAUUCCAUUGUUUCCUUUUCUGUUCAACUCAUUAUUUCCACGCACGCACGCACCCCUCCGUCGUUCCUACCUCGCGUUCGACUCGUGCGUUCGCGUUCGCAUUCCCUCGUAACUUGAGUACUUAGAACCGUAUGCCUUGUUCUUGAGAAAGAGUACUGUAAAGUCAGUUAACUGAGCUUCCUGCAUCAGCGGCUGCUUUGAUUCAGCCUCUCCUUUACUCGCUGAAACACAGGGCUUAGAAACGAUUUGCACUAAAAGAGCUUUCACUCGAAUAUUAUUAUUAUUAUUAUUAUUAUUAUUAUUAUUGUUUUUCUUUCUUUUUUCCAAAUCGUAUCACAUUCAAGCCAUAUACGUAUAUGUAUAUUUUCGGAGGAAAAUGUCAAUCUAUUUUUAUCACGGUUUCGUUAGAUCAUAAAUUGUGUAUGUAUUUUUUUAUGUAUAAGCACACCUGCACUGUGUUCGUCUGUGCGAGUGUUCACGAAAUGGUUCUGGAUGCGUGCACCUUGAAUUUUUGAAGCUUUAAAUUUUUUAUGAUGUUGUUAUUCCUGUUGUUUUCCACCUGAAGUUACUAUAAAAGUUGCUUUUACAAUGACGACACUUUCCUCCUGUAGCCCGGCAAGCGGACCACGAACGCUCGUUUUCUGACCCCUCCCACCCGCUUUUAGCUUUCCAUUUUCUCCCCAAUGCCUGUGGGUCUCGGUGUGGGCGGGGCUCUUGGAGACCCCUCCCCUUCCCGGCGCUUUCGUCCCAGUCGCUAUGUGCCCGUAUCCGCGGCGACAGUCUUCCUCGUUGGGGCUACGACGCUUUUCCUGUGCUUCACUUGUCCUUGGCUGGCCGAACGUUUCUCUUCUUCCAUUCCUGUCUACAACGCCGUGGUCUUCCUCUUCACCCUGGCCAACUUUUGCAUGGCUACGUUUAUGGACCCAGGCAUCUUCCCCAGAGCGGAGGAGGACGAAGAUAAGGAGGAUGAUUUCCGGGCUCCUCUCUAUAAGACAGUGGAGGUGAGGGGCAUUCAGGUGCGCAUGAAAUGGUGUUCCACGUGCCGCUUCUACAGACCGCCCCGAUGCUCACACUGCUCCGUGUGUGACAACUGUGUCGAGGAGUUUGACCAUCACUGUCCGUGGGUGAAUAACUGCAUCGGGAGGCGGAACUAUCGCUAUUUCUUCCUGUUCCUUUUAUCUCUCACUGCACACAUAAUGGGAGUGUUUGGAUUCAGCUUGCUGUACAUCCUGUAUCACACCGAACAGCUGGAUGAAGUGCACUCUGGAGUUACUAUGGCAGUGAUGUGUAUCGCAGGUCUGUUCUUUAUCCCAGUAGCAGGACUCACUGGCUUCCACAUUGUGCUGGUAGCCAGAGGAAGAACAACAAACGAGCAGGUUACAGGGAAGUUCAGAGGGGGCGUUAACCCAUUCACACACGGAUGUUGUAAAAACAUCUCGCAUGUGCUCUGUAGCUCCCAAGCUCCAAGGUACCUCGGGAGGUUGAGGGAAUCCCAGGCCCUUCAGGUUCAGCCUCCAUUUCUGCGGCCUCAACUUUCCGAAGCACAGCUCGCUGCUAAAGUCCUGGACAACGGGAUCCAACAGUCUAAGAGCAGUCUGGAGGCCAUGGAAAGUCAGUCUACAGACAUUGAGGCGCCUCCACCUCCCAAACCAGAGCACAGAUACCAAGGGCUGCCUCACACACACAACGAAGAGAGCAGUCUCCUGAGUGAAGCUCCACCCACACCUGCAUUAUAUAAAUAUCGGCCGUCCUAUAGCAGUCCGGGAAAAAACCACACGAAUUCCACACACAAGAUGAAUCGGGGGGACAGUGUGACAGAGUCGCCCUCCGUCCCCUUGUCAACCGGGCACGCCAGCUAUCGCUCGGAGCCCAGUCUUUCGGGCCGGGGGAUUGCUGGGUGGCGACCAGGAGGGGGAGGGGAGGGAGGCAGAGCAGGCUCGGGGGGACUGGGUGGGCCCUCUGCUCUCGGAGGGCGGUCUUAUCCUUCCUUCACUGACACGCUCCUACACUCUGCGGUGGUUUCGUGCUCCUCCAGCAUCCGCUCUGCUCAGACCCACAAUGCACUGGGGCCACUGCUGUCUGAGGGCACGACCUCUACCAGCUAUAAAAGCUUGGCCAAUCAGACACGGAACGGCAGCCUGUCCUACGACAGUCUCCUGACGCCCUCGGAGAGUCCGGAGUUCGAAUCGGCCGCUCCCGAGCUGUCCCCGCCCAGGCCGGCACCCCCGCGCUCGCUCGGUUCUACUCCUGCAGCUCCGCCCCUCAUGGGUUAUACCUCACCGUUCUUGUCUGCUCAGCAGAGGGAGGGCUCGCUCCAAGCCUGCCCUGCUCCUCUGAGACCCUCCCCCAACAGACCUUUCCUGCGCCCCACGAGCCCGCCCCCUUCCCGAGCUCCGCCCCUGUCUCCUCGCGCUUGCUCUUUGGGUUCACCGUCUCCUGGCCCCGCCCCAGGAAUCACGCCUUUGGGCAAAUCGUUAUCCUACACAGGUGGAGCGGAGUUACGGCAAUGCCCAAAUAACACAGGGGGUGGGACUUCCACGUCAAACUCUAGGCAGAGACUGACCAAUCACAGCACCCACGCGCACAAACCAAGCGGUGGCGUGAAGAAAGUGAGCGGCGUCGGAGGAACAACCUAUGAGAUUUCAGUAUGAGUGUUUCGUUUUUGUUUUGUUUUUUUAAACGACACACAGGAUUCACUCGCGUCUUCUGUCACGAGGACGACCAGAGAGCAGAUCAUCCAUGUAAGCAAAAAAAUAGUAAAUAAAAAUCUAAAUACAAAGACGACACGAAGGAAGAAGGGGGAAAAAAAAAAGAUCGGAAAACAAAUAAACUCAUCGUUGAUCCAGCUUUGGAGGAAGAACGCUUAAAACGUGGAUUAGUGAAUAAAGAGCCUGGCUCGAGUUUCUGAGACUUGCGUAUAAUGCUACAUGAAUGUCCAUGUUUUUUUUUGUUUUUUUUUAAACAUAUUUAAAGAGUCGUUUAACAUCCACGAAGGCUGUUCAAUCCAGACCGGAGUUGCUAACCUUGCUGUACGAACGAUCGCUCACAGACUCCAGUGGAAAUCAAAAUCACAAGUUGUUUUCCCUUCGUACUCUGGACUUUAAUUUUCUUUGUAUUUUUUUAUUUUAUUUUUGUUUCUUCUCCUAAUUUUAUUUUAUACAGGUACUGAUACAGUAUAUUGUAAGAUUUAUUGAAUAUGAAAUAGGAAUGCCAAUAAUAGUAGCACGUAGGCACUGCUUUUUUUUUUUUUUUUUUUUUUUUUUUUUUUUGCUGUUGGAUAUAAUAGACGGCUGCAUCAGCCAAUCAGAACCCGAGUUCACAGCCAAAGAGACAAGUGUAGUCAGGGACGUGCUUUUGACAGACAGCACACUGGGCAAAUACAAGUGAAUGUAACAUCUGAAUUAUUUACAGCACAAAAUGUUUUGUGAUGGGGGGGAAAAAAACCAUCUGGAUGCUGUACGAGAUAUUUUGUGCAAGAUAAAAGGUUCCUUUUGGUUCUUAUUUGUCUUAUCAAUCAGGAAGGAGCCAUUUCAAAAUCGUUUGCCAGAGUAGAGCGCUCUGGUCCCGAGUUCAUACAUGCUGGGUGCCCAGUACGCCACUGAGACGGGGGAACGCUUCAUGUUCUUAUUUUAUAGUGAGUGGUUACAGUUCAGAGCUGGAGUAUGAGAUGUUUUCUGACCAUCAUCACUUUGAGGUUUGCAAGCUGAAUUGCUCUGUGUGUGUGUGUGUGUGUGUGUGUGUGUGUGAGUGAGUGAAUGAGCAUGAGAAAAUAGCAGAGAAACAAUUGUUGAUGUCUCAAACUAUUCUACUAGAGCACAUUCCAGCUUUGAAUCUCUUCAGAGACUCUGCUAAGUGUGUGUGUGUGUGUGUGUGUGUGUGUGUGAGCGAGAGGCGAAAACAGGACAUGUAAGCGUGACAUUUAAUUUUAGCUUUGAGGUCUGAAGACCAGUGACCGGUCAGUGUAACGUAAACGAGCUUAUGCAGUGACACACACAAGUAUUUUUUACUAAAAACCUUUUCUCAUUUCCACCAUGGCCUUAUGAAGCCUUUUUAACUGUACUUUAUCUGCACGAUUUAACAGGACAAGAGGAUUAAGUUCAAACGGUGGAGGGUUUUUUUUCUUCUUUUUCUACCUGUCCUUAUUCCUUUAAUGCGGGUGACACUGGCUCACGUGAGCCGACACAUUUCCAACAGAACAAUAAAUAAUAUUGCUACACUGAAA